AUGCCCACCCGCCGCCGCCGUCUCCUCGACCGCCUCUCGCGCAUCAGCUCCUCCCCGCAGCUCACCACGCCCUCCGCCCUCGGGUCCCCCCUCUCCCCCGCGCUCACCCCGCACCACGCCUCCUCAACCCUCACGCUCGCCACACCCCCCCCGCACCCCGCCCAAACCGUGCAAAUCCCCUACGGCACCGACGGCGAGUCCCUGCACAUCACCAUCCCGCUCCCCCCCCGGCCCCGCCGCGACCUCUGGACGCCCCUCCCGCCCGAACUCAAACUGCACAUCCUCAGCCACCUCUCCACCCCGGACCUCCUGCGCACGGCGCCCACCUCCCGCGACUUCGCAUCCCUCACGCGCGACGGCCAGCUCUGGUCCACGCUCGACACAACGCACUACUACACGCGCAUCCCCGCGUCGCAGCUCGCAGCCCUCAUCACCUCCUCCGCCCCCUUCCUGCGCCACCUCAACCUCCGCGGCUGCCUCCAGCUCGCCGCCGACUGGCGCCAAGACGCAACGUACUCCGCGCCGCGCAACCUGCGCUCCGUCAUCCUCGAGGGCGCCCAGCCCUCCAAGGCCGCCCUGGGCGCCAUCGUCCACCGCAACGCGGCCCUCGUCCGCCUCGACGUCUCCGGCUGCCGCGCACUCACCUUCAGCGUCGCGCGCCUCAUCGCCACGUCGCUGCCGGCGCUCGAGGCGGCCGACGUCAGCUGGUGCGCUGGCCUCGAGGCCCGCGGCCUCAAGCGGAUCGUGGAGGGGUGCGGCCGACUAAGGGAGCUGCGCGCGUGCGGCGUCAACGGCGUCGAAGACGCCACCGUCAUGAGCGCGAUUCACAGCGCGAAUCGAAUCACGAGGCUGGAUAUGAAUAGCUGUGCGGGUCUCACGGACGAUGCCAUCCGCACGCUGUGUCUGGGCCCCUACCACCACAGUAGCAGCGGGGCGGCGCCGCCGCCGCCGCGCAGACUCACGUGGCUGGCCGUGUCGUCGUGUCCACGGAUUACGGACGCGGCGCUGCAUGUGCUGGCGGCGCAUGCGCCGCACCUGGAGGGGUUUGAGGCGGCGGCGGACGUGGGGGUGACGGACGCGGGGCUGGCGGCGCUGUUUGGCGGCGCCAGGGGGCUGUCGCAUGUUGAUGUUGAGGGGUGUGUUGCGGUUAGUGAUGCUGCGGUUACGGCGCUGGCACGGCAUGGGAAGGUGGUGUAUCUGAAUGUGGGGAGCUGCGCGGAUGUCGGGGAUGGCGGCGUGGUGGAGGUGCUGAGGAGGUGCGCGGGGGUGAGGUGUGUGGAGGCGGAUGGGACGGCGGUGACGGAUCGCGUGCUGGAUGAGGCGGUGAGGGCCGUGCGGUAUAGGGGUGUCGCGGAGGUGGCGCUGGCGGUGUAUGAUUGCCCCGGUGUGACGUGGGAGGGGGUGCGCGCGGUGAUGGGGCAGAAUUCGGGGGGUGUGGGGGGACGGGUGAAGGUGAAGUGCUAUUUUGGGUGGCAGGCGGUGGUGGAUACGCAUUGGGAGAGGUGUGGCAGGGGCGAGAUGGGCGACGCGGAGAAGGUGGAGAGGGCGUGGGCGGCGUUUAUGGGCGGCGAGGAGGGCGGGAGGAGGAGGAGAAGGAGGGGCGGCGCGUGGAUGUGGGAGGGGGGUGCGGGGGCGGGGGUGGACAGGAGGGGGAGGGGACGGUGUGUGGUGUGUUAG
Morchella sextelata is the source of this 1677-nucleotide messenger RNA. RefSeq lists its product as uncharacterized. Gene Ontology annotation, biological process: SCF-dependent proteasomal ubiquitin-dependent protein catabolic process. The transcript has a single exon. The record is from RefSeq and is a predicted model, not a curated record. Bases 1 to 1677 code for a protein of 558 amino acids. Gene Ontology annotation, cellular component: SCF ubiquitin ligase complex. Lineage: Eukaryota; Fungi; Ascomycota; Pezizomycetes; Pezizales; Morchellaceae. Gene Ontology annotation, molecular function: protein binding.